Molecule: messenger RNA, 2308 nt
Organism: Nannospalax galili (Upper Galilee mountains blind mole rat)
Lineage: Eukaryota; Metazoa; Chordata; Mammalia; Rodentia; Spalacidae
Gene: Cnpy1
Product: canopy FGF signaling regulator 1
Exons: 3
Coding region: 357-638 (93 amino acids)
Cellular component (GO): endoplasmic reticulum
Source: RefSeq, a predicted model, not a curated record
CCCUCCUCUUCCUCUUCGCCUCUCCCCCUCUCUCCUCCCAUUUUCUGGGCUUCAGCCUUUACUCAGUAACUUCUGAAAUGAUAUCUACAAGUCUGGUUUCUAGUUUGUUGCAAGUUUUCAGGGCCCACUUUCAAACGUGUUCUUUUCCUUGAUACCAUCCAAGCACACACGUGACAAAGCGAGCUAGCAGCUGCCGCGUUAGGAAGUCGGUGCUGUCUCCGUGGAUUCACUCCACCGGCUCGGGCAAGUGUUAGCCGGAAGGCGAGGGUCCUGGCCGGUUUCGUUUCUUCUUGUAGGUCCCCCUGGCCCAGUCCGAGGCGUUCCUCAUCGACCUUUUGGAUAAAGUGUGUGAGCGAAUGAACGAUUACCAGCUGGAGGACGACCCAGUGACUAAGCAGAAGCACUUCAGGAGAUACGCUCCGAGAAAGGGGGACAAAAUGUACUCAGAAUACAAAAAGUUCUUCUUUUACUCUGAUGCCUACAGACCCUUGAAAUUCGCGUGUGAAGCCAUAAUCGAAGAGUAUGAGGAUGAAAUAUUCUUACUUAUCACGCAGGAGGCACAGCAUCUAGCUGACGUGCUGUGCAGCGAGAAAUCAGAUCUGUGUGGUGCACCUAUCAUCAAUCGCACCAAACCCUAGGCCUGAUGUGGGACUGUGGUAGAGCGGCACCGAGCCACAGCCCCGGAGGUCGCUGUCUGCCUCCACACCAUGUGCCUGCCGUGAUAAGGGAUUUUGUCUCGUGUCUGUAUCUGACUUGUCUCAUGUGUGAUAUUGGUUUGAAAAUCUCUUGUUUGGCAUCUUGACAGAGCCCAACUGUCCCCGUAGGUGAAGAGAAGGCGUUUUUAAAACUGAGCUCUGCUUUGCCUAUUUGGGUAGAAACUGGAUUGGCAAUAGAGCAGCAUUAAAUUUAGCCGUGGGAAAAAGUGUAGCCUUUCCCUAAAGUCAGUGGGGAUUUAACGGUGGAUACGGGCUGUGUUUCCCAGCAGAUGUAUCUGGCAUGCACAGCACCGUGUGCUGUUUAGUAAGAGCUUGGUUUGAUUUCUCAAGUACUUGAUUGGCCGCAGAUUUAAGGCAUUCAAUCGCAUUGAAUCCCGCAUUGGGUCUUCUACAGGGCCCUGGGUGGUGCUGUUAAAGCCAACCCUCUUUAUCAAGAGUGAAACUGAUACUUCCAGAAACUCUUAAGUUUUAAAAUUUCAUCCCCAAGAUUUGUUAGAACAGAUUUUUAAAAAAUGAGCACUUUUCACAGUGAACAUUCAUCACAUCAAUCUUUUCUAAACACUCUGAGUUCGGAUGAUUCGAAGUUAGUGUCUGGCUGCAGUGUGUUUUAAAAGACGGCACUGAACACCUUUUUGCCUUUCAGGAAUCUCUCCUUGGGUUUUUGUUUUUUCCUAAAAAUCCACAGAUAGUAGUUAGUGUGUAGAUUUUGCUAUGUUCUUCUGUCAGUCUUUAGCAAGAUUUGUAUUCUUUGCGAUGUGGAGGUGGAAGGGGACCUAGGAUGUGGAGGGAAACUCAACUUUGCUACACUUAGUAUAACACAAAAUGUGGGAACAGGACAAUGUCAUUGUCUGUUAAAUGUGUCUUCCAUGGAAUCUGACUCUUAAUUAUUAGGCACAUUGGGGAACACCUGUUUUAAUAAUAAUUAAUAAUAAUUUAAAAGAAAACCCUCAUCAUUGUUAGUGGGUAACAUGAAGGAAAUUUUGCAUUAAAAGAGCCAAGAAAGCCUGAUGCUCACAUAAUCAUCCAGAAACAACACAAUUUACAUCAUUCACUGGACUCCUUGACCACCACCGUGCCCAGCUUACUUUCCAACUUUUAUGAAAUGGUUGGUUUGGGUCUCAGGAAGAUUUGCCUGAGUCACUGUUCUCAUAACCCCAAAACCAAACUGGCCAAGACAAGCCCUCUAUCUUUGUUAAGACCAAGCCAAGAAAGGGGACCCAUUUCACUGGAGUGUGCAGAGUGGAAAUGAUCCAAAGUCCCAACAGGAAAGAUCAAUACUGACUAAAACAAGCCCUAAAAAAAUAGUCAAUGCAAUAGGUCAGAUGUCUGUCUGUCAGUUCACAUAGGGGCUCAGUAGCAAAUGCAUAAAUGUACGUGACCAAAAAAGUUUAUGUAUCACUUAAAAUUCAGAUUGUGGUGGGAUUGGGAAAAGCCGUUUUUUCUGUACGCUUUUGUGCUCUGCUUUUAAAAUGCAAACUUGUGAGCGAAUCCUAGACUUAGACAUGUUAAAGGCCAGUCAGUAGCAUGUGGCAGUUUGGUACUGAGAUGCAGUGAACAUGAAUGUUAAGUCAUUGCAAUAAAAAUAUACCUGU